This is a messenger RNA of Arachis stenosperma, 1471 nucleotides long. Its product is annotated as transcription factor TCP20. Lineage: Eukaryota; Viridiplantae; Streptophyta; Magnoliopsida; Fabales; Fabaceae. The record is from RefSeq and is a predicted model, not a curated record. Bases 57 to 1100 code for a protein of 347 amino acids. Gene Ontology annotation, cellular component: nucleus. Gene Ontology annotation, molecular function: DNA-binding transcription factor activity; sequence-specific DNA binding. The transcript is spliced from 2 exons.
UUUUUUUUAAUGGGUUUUAUGAAUCCCUCAAUCCUUGCCAGAAACAGUGAAAACUCAUGAAGUUUAGGACUUUUGAGGUCACCCUUCUUCAAUCAAAGAGGACCGGACGGACCCAUCAUUUCCCCUUUUCUUUUUUAUUAAUUCUUUUUUCUUUACUUUCUCUCUUUCCCCCACACAAACACACACUGUUCAUGGAUCCCAAGGGCUCAAAGCAGCCACAGGAGUCACCACAACCACCACCAACAAACAACACCAUGGGAGAGAACAAGGCAUCAGAAGUGAAGGAUUUCCAGAUUGUGGUAUCAGAGAAAGAAGAGAACAAGAAACAGGUCUCACAGCAGUUAGCGCCAAAGAGAAGCUCCAACAAAGACAGACACACAAAGGUGGAAGGAAGAGGAAGAAGGAUAAGGAUGCCGGCCUUGUGUGCAGCAAGGAUCUUCCAGUUGACCAGAGAAUUAGGCCACAAAUCUGACGGCGAAACAAUCCAGUGGCUCCUCCAACAAGCCGAGCCUUCAAUAAUAGCCGCAACCGGCACCGGAACAAUCCCGGCUUCCGCUCUCGCUGCGGCAGGAAACACCAUCUCUUCGCAUCAGUCAGCAACGCAAUCUCUUUCCGCAGGUUUACACCAAAAGAUUGACGAAUUAGGAGGGUCCAGCAGUAGGACCAGUUGGGCAACAAUGGUUGGUGUUGGGAAUUUAGUUGGAAGACCCCAUCAUCAUCAUCAUCAAGUGGCCGCAGCCGCCACAGCAGGGUUAUGGCCCCACCAUCACGAGGGAUCAUCAAAUUACCUUCAAAAGAUUGGGUUCCCGGGGUUUGACUUUUCAGUUCCCUCUGGUGCUGCUGCCGCUGGUGGUGGCGGCAUGGGUCCGAUGAGCUUUACAUCAAUUUUGGGUGGUUCACAACAACAGAUGCCUGGUUUGGAGCUUGGUUUGUCGCAAGAUGGACAUAUUGGGGUCAUAAAUCCACAGGCCUUGACUCAGAUUUACCAGCAGAUGGGUCAGGCUAGGGUGCACCAGGACCAUCAAGAACACCAACACCACCACCACCACCACCAGCAGACUCCUUCUUCUAAGGAUGAUUCUCAAGGCUCUGGACAGUAGUUUUUCUUUUUCUUUCUUUAAUGGAUUUCGAUCAAAAGAGAGGCUGAGGUUUCUACUGUGCUUUUUUAUUGUAUAAAUUGGGAGACUCUGAGGAGAAAAAAAAAACAAAAAAAGAGAGAAUUGAAUAGGUGCUGGAUUUGGUGUUUUUACCCCAACCUUAUUUGUUCCUUCUCCAUAGUCACUCAGUCUCCAGAUACAGGUGGAAUUGCAUAGCCACAUAUAGCUUGGCUUCUUGGGUUCUGGCCUUUUAUGACUCUUGUUUAUUUCAGAGGUGUGUUGAUUAUUUUGUUCUUCUCUGUUAGGUCAGGAUUGGAGUGCUGAUUAGUUUGUUUUGUGAAAUUGAUGAUGGUAAUAUAGUUUCAUAAAUCUGA